This is a messenger RNA of Penicillium brasilianum, 1017 nucleotides long. The record is from the annotation of a GenBank genome assembly. Lineage: Eukaryota; Fungi; Ascomycota; Eurotiomycetes; Eurotiales; Aspergillaceae.
AUGUCGAAGAGAAAGCGUGAAGAAGACACGCCCGAAUACGAAAGCUUUCCUUUGAUACCAUCGGUGACGCCCAGCCAAGAUUCGCAGUGCGAGAAUGAUGCCGUGCAUCAAAUCGCAGAACGUGCGUUACUCAGCGCACAAUUCAGUGACAUGACAUUGCUUUGCAGAGAUGGGGUUCUCUACGCUCAUAAACUGAUAGUCUGCCCUCAAUCAGAAUACUUUGGCAGGGCAUGCUCCAGCAGACUCAAGGACGCCACCGAGCCAUUUCAAUUCCUGGAUAAAGAGCCAGCGCUGAUGAGAAAAGUCUUGGAAUACCUCUACACUGGAGAUUACACACUUGACUUUCAAGAGUCAACUGGGCACAGCAAAGGGCAUCCACCGAGUCAAGGUGGCUCGGCGAAGGGCCAGCCUGACGUGGUGCUUCCCUCGGAAUCAAGCAUUGAACCAAGCAAGCUCAGGCUGAUUGUACAUGAGUCGUCUACUACUGUUGCUGGACAGGGACUCGAGAUGGGUAAACGCCUUUGUGAGCCCUCGACUGGCUCGACUCAAUCGGCUGUCUCUGCCUCGGUCAAUCUCGAUGCCGGCGAAGGAUCAGGCGAGGAAGGGUCUGACCACGACUUUGCAGCCUUCUGCAUUGCGAACCCAGCAUAUUUUCACGUCCGCAUGUUUGCCGAAGCCGACUAUUUCCUGAUUGAUGGUCUAAAGCAAACAUCGAAACGCUUACUCCGUAGAUCUCUCGUGUCGAGCAUACAGAAGGAGAUCACCAUUCACGAGGCAAUCGAAGAGCUCUAUUCCAACCGUUGCGACUAUAGAGAGCUGAAAGAAGUCGCGAUCCUCAAGCUUGUGAAAAUCUUGAGAGAUCCUAUGAUCAAGAAUGACUCACUUGUGUCCUCCAAAAUCGGGCAAUUUAUCCCCGACUUCGCGCUGGAUCUGUGUACGGCGCUCAUGAAAGUUGCUGACCAGCCUAACGUUCCGAGAACGCGUUGGGCCGGAUCAGCGAUCCAAAGGUCGUCCUGA